GCAGUCACACGUGUUGAGCUGUUAAGGGAUAUGUCUUACGCAUUUGUAUGUUUUUGCUUAUGGCUGUUAGAUGGUGUGUCUGGAGUUUAUACAGAUGAAACAUAUGAGAUGAUAUCGGUGAUGGAGGGAGAUUCUGUCACUUUAAACACUGAUGUUACUGAAAUACAGAGAGAUGAUCAGAUACUGUGGAUGUUUAAACUCCAAAAUUCAGAGACUCGUAUAGCUGAAAUCUAUAAACAGAUCAUCUCUAUUUAUGAUAAUAAAGAGAAUAAUGAGAGAUUCAGAGGCAGACUACAGAUAGAUGAGCAGACAGGAUCUCUGACCAUCACAAACAUAAACAAAUUACACUCUGGACUUUAUAAACUACAGAUCAUCAAUGGAGGAGUCAAAUACAAGAGCUUCAAUCUUGCUGUCUAUGGUCUUCUGACUGUUCCAAUGAUCAUUGAUUCUCCUCAAAACCCUUCAGUAUCAAAAAGAUCAUCACAGCAGAAUUGUUCACUGCUGUGUUCAGUGUUGAAUGUGAGUGAUGUGACUCUCUCCUGGUACAAAGGGUGCAGUUUAUUGUCCAGCAUCAGUGUGUCUGAUCUCAGCAUCAGUCUCUCUCUACCUCUGGAGAUUGAGUGUCUGGAUGAUUCCUACAGCUGUGUUGUUGCUUAUUCAUUCACCAACCAGACUAAACACCUCAACAUCACUCAGCUCUGUCUGCCAUGUUCAGAUGAUCGACCCGUGUCUGUCAAACAUCUAAUGAUUGCUGUUGUAAUUCUGCUGCUGCUGCUAGUGAUCUCAGUUUUAGCUACGAAGAUGUUCUGUCGCAGCAAGAGCCGCAAAGAAUCAGCACAAAAAACUCAGACUUCUGUGGAAGAGGUGGAGUAUUCCGAUGCAAUAUUUACUACACACAGAGCUCAAGAUUCGGAGACUACUGGACAGAAUCAGACAGAGUAUUCAGAGGUGGCUUUCAGAUGAUGAUCAUUCAGACUGUAUUAUUAUACAGCUCAUCUUAUUACAGGCCAGAGCAUGUUGGGGCGUAUGUCAGUAUGCAACAAAGCUUCAAGCCUCAAAGUUAAAAUGCAAAUCCAAUGGUUGUGGCAUUGUUUACUACAAAUGAGUGUAUUUCAUCAUACAAGUACUUGAUGAAAAGAAUUUGAUCUUUAAUAAGAAAGAAAGAACAGAAUUAUAGAGUAUUCACAACAGGCAACCUAAUGAGACGCUCCGUUAAUUUCUGAUCUCAAUCUUGUCUGCAGCUGCACAGCUUCAUUCCUUACACAGUAUAAUCAUGUCUAGACUUGAGUUUAGCUGGUUUGUGUAGUAUUAUUUUCACACCCGUCCACAUUAUUACUAUCCUAGUUCUGAUUAUGAACCAAGAGUCAUGAAAAACAGGGGAAAAAAAGAUCAAAAGAAAGAAGAAAGCUCAGAAAAAGAACCAGCCAGAGCUACAUACAGUAUGUAUAAUCAUUGAGGCUCCAUCUGUUGACUAUUUGCUAGUUUUACAUGUAGCAUGAUCAAGUCGGCCCCUGCUGGUAGAAAAUCACAACUACACCAUCUGUGACAAAAAUCGACAGCCUUAAAGGGUUAGUUCACCCAAAAAUGAAAAUUAGGCUGCGUUUUACUCA
Molecule: messenger RNA, 1610 nt
Organism: Sinocyclocheilus grahami
Lineage: Eukaryota; Metazoa; Chordata; Actinopteri; Cypriniformes; Cyprinidae
Exons: 6
Coding region: 31-963 (310 amino acids)
Source: RefSeq, a predicted model, not a curated record